AAAAAUUUAAAUGGAGUCUCAGACUUUAGUUUAUUACGUAGUCAUUGGAGAAGCAGCCAGUAAGAAUAUAGUCUACGAUCAUCUUUCAUCAACACAGAAUAAGAAAGAUUACUCUGCUUAUGUUAAUCAUGCUAUGAGUAUAUUAAAACAAACUCGAGAGACUCUAAAUGAAAACCAAAAGACUUCGAAUAGUUUCGGAAGUUGGUACUCUCACUCCUUGGAUAAGCUCACAAUUAUUAUUUUGACAGAUCCCUUAAUGGCCGAUGAGAAUGCAAUGCAAAUGAUGCGGUCUCUUGGGGGAAAUAUUUCCUCUACUUUCCCGGAUUUGCCAUUAAAUCCUAGUGCCCAGAUCAGUAGAUCUGAGAUGGAGAAUAUUGUGAGAUCGCUUAGUGAAACUUUUGGAAAAGUCAAUGAUAAACUUUAUAAAGCAAAACAAUCAUUCAAUGCCACUACCACUGUUAUGCGUAAUAACAUCGGAAGUAUGAUGGAAAAUUCACACAAACUUGAUGAUAUGGAGGUGCAGAGUAGCGAUAUGAGAAAUGCAGCACAUAUGUUCUCCCAAAAAGGCAAACUACUUGAGGAAAAGUUAAAAAGGAGAAACCGUAUGUUAAUGAUCGCAGUAGCAGCAAUUGGACUCUUCUUCGUCAUUCUCAUUAUACUGUACUUCUCUUAA
Molecule: messenger RNA, 673 nt
Organism: Moneuplotes crassus
Lineage: Eukaryota; Ciliophora; Spirotrichea; Euplotida; Euplotidae
Source: the annotation of a GenBank genome assembly